Messenger RNA from Prinia subflava (tawny-flanked prinia), 2052 nucleotides. RefSeq names its product collagen alpha-4(VI) chain-like. Bases 1078 to 2037 code for a protein of 319 amino acids. Lineage: Eukaryota; Metazoa; Chordata; Aves; Passeriformes; Cisticolidae. The record is from RefSeq and is a predicted model, not a curated record. The transcript has 9 exons.
GUGAAAAGUGCCUGUAUCUGAUGAAUGUCUUGAAAUACAGGAAAUGUGGUGCUUUUUCCCCCAGAGGUUCCAAAGAACUCUUCAAGAGCUUCAGUGCAGCUUGGUGUGGGGAUACUUGGAAAUGAAGUUUUGCUCUUGCCUGAGGUUACAAUAUAGAUUCAAUCAGAUGAUUCUGUUCAUUGCCUUUGGUUAUUUACAAGACCUAGGGUAAUAUUACAUGCUGUUACCCUAAGAACCUGGACUGAACCCUGUGCUAUAAUACUGGACCAGCUGCAACCUUUCUGCUAAGUUGUCUUUGCAGAUCCAAGAUAAAGAAUAAGCAGUGUAAUGAGGUCUUAAAGGCAGAAUCAAGUGUGCUUGUGUGCUAGAAUAGAAAGUUAUUCAAAACUGGUUUGUUCUCAUUUGUUUAGUGUGCUUAAGCUCAACAUGCAUUAAUUUUGUACUUUCUGAGAGAUUUUCAUUCCUAUUGUGCACAGCACUGAGUUUUGGCUUCUGGGAAAAUUUUGCACUGUAUUUCCAUUUUUCUAAGACAAGUGUCUUUGUUACUGUCCCACUGGUGUAUUUUGUUUGUAAAUGAAUGCUUGUUCUUAUCUAUGUGUAUCAUAUAUAGAUAACACCACCAAGCUUUCCCUUAAUUGAUGUGGGGUUGGGAAAUUUCAAGGCUAGAAGGGAAUCUUAAAGGCAUAACUUCCAUUAAUCUUGCACUGUGAAUAGCUUGCCUUUAGUUGACAUUUAGAUCAUGGUAAAUAUAGCUGUGUGAAUCAGAACAAAGCAUGAUUGUGAGAGCAAAGCAUUGAACAGUUUCUGCUGGUCAUAUGCUAUACAUCAGUGUCAAACUCCCACAGCUCUGCAUUCAAAGUCUGUAUGUUAAAAACUGAGGGGAAAAAUAUGAUUUUAAAGUGCUCCUUUAAAUUGCAUACAGGUAGACAGCCUGCGUGUUGUUAAUAAAAUCCAUUUACCCAGUUACUCCACAAUGAAAAGCCUCUUUUUUUAGGGAAUUAUGCUCUGUAUGUCUUAUAGCUUUGAUUUUUUUUUUCCUUUUUUAUUUUUUUUUUUUUCCUUAGGAAGGUUUGCAGAAUGGAUGCCUGGAAACCACUUCUUCUUCUCUACAUUUUUACCUUCUCUACAGAAUCAGAGGAGACUGAAUGCAACAUAGAUCUUUCUAUAGCAAUUGAUAUUUCAAGGAGUAUGCAGCCAGCACCCACAAUGCUUCUGAGACAGAGAUUGCAAGCAUUCCUCCCCAGACUUUUACUCCAGAUGAAAUCACUGCCAAAUACUAGCUGUAGUGCUGCAGUCGACAUUGGGUUCAAGUUCCAAGUAUUGGCACAGAACAAACAAUUAAUCUUUGACUCUGGUUUUGAAGGCUAUAAUGAAGAGAUCAUCCAGAAGUUCUUAGAUGCACAGACCACUGUGGACACCUACAUGAAUGCAGAGUUUUUGCAGGCACUUGAGGAGAACUUCUUUAAUGUGACCUCUGCUAAAGUUAAGGUCCUGUUAGUAUUUUCAGAUGGGCUGGAUGAUUCACUGGAAGGCCUGAAGAAAGCAGCAGACUCACUUCACUUCAAAGGUCUUGAUGCACUUCUAUUAGUUGGCCUGGACAAUACACAGAACUUGACUGAAUUUUGGGAAAUAGAGUUUGGCAGAGGGUUUGGAUACAACGAACCUCUGAGUGUUGGGUUUGCAGAUAUUGCAAACAUCUUGCUGAGAAACCUUGAUACUGUUGCUGAAAGAAAAUGCUGUAAGGUUAUUUGUAAGUGUCUUGGAGAAAAUGGUGAUCAUGGUGUCCGGGGAAAUCCUGGAAGGAAGGGAAGUACUGGUUACAGAGGAUCUCCUGGCCAUCCGGGUGAGGAAGGUGGGAUUGGCGAGAGAGGCCCAGCUGGUUUCAGUGGGACUCAAGGAGACAGGGGAUGUCCAGGUGUCAGAGGCCAUAAGGGGGCCAGAGGUUAUAGAGGAAGUCAGGGUGAACAUGGUGAGAGUGGAUUUGAUGGCACUGAUAGAGAACAGGUAAACAUUACUUUAAAUGUGCAGUGUUAUUAAAGACACCAACAUCAG